Eucalyptus grandis is the source of this 1685-nucleotide messenger RNA. RefSeq names its product diphosphomevalonate decarboxylase MVD2, peroxisomal. Lineage: Eukaryota; Viridiplantae; Streptophyta; Magnoliopsida; Myrtales; Myrtaceae. The record is from RefSeq and is a predicted model, not a curated record. Gene Ontology annotation, cellular component: cytosol. The transcript is spliced from 10 exons. Gene Ontology annotation, biological process: isoprenoid biosynthetic process; isopentenyl diphosphate biosynthetic process, mevalonate pathway. Gene Ontology annotation, molecular function: diphosphomevalonate decarboxylase activity; ATP binding. The coding region runs from base 198 to 1454 and encodes 418 amino acids.
CGUGCACUCUCUCCCCUGUCCUUUUCCUCCUCCCUUCAUUAAUUCUCUCUUCCGAGAUCUGAUUUUCCCUCACUUUCCCGAGAAAAUAAUCCCCCGAUCUCCCCGGGAAUUCCCCCCGGCCGUUCGAUUCCGGCGCGCGCUCCGGCGAUCGCUCGCUCGCUCGCUAGCCGGUUCUUCUCUCGCUCGUUCCACCGGAGAUGGCGGGCGAAUGGAUACUGACGUUGACCGCGCAGACGCCGACGAACAUCGCGGUGAUCAAGUACUGGGGGAAGCGGGACGAGUCCCUCAUCUUGCCCGUGAACGACAGCAUCAGCGUGACCCUGGAUCCCGGGCACCUCUGCACCACCACCACCGUCGCCGUCAGCCCCGCCUUCGAGCAGGACCGCAUGUGGCUCAAUGGCAAGGAGAUAUCUCUUUCUGGAGAUAGAUUUCAGAGUUGUUUGAGAGAAAUUCGAGCCCGUGCUACUGACGUUGAGAAUAAGGAAAAAGGAAUUAAAAUUUCAAAGAAAGAUUGGGAGAAACUGCACCUCCACAUUUCUUCCUUUAACAAUUUCCCCACUGCUGCUGGUUUAGCUUCCUCAGCUGCAGGCUUGGCCUGUUUAGUGUUUGCUCUUGGAAAGUUAAUGAAUGUUCAAGAAGAUCACAGUCAACUUUCUGCUAUUGCUAGGCAAGGUUCAGGUAGUGCUUGUCGCAGCUUAUAUGGUGGAUUCGUAAAGUGGAUAAUGGGAAAAGAGGAAAAUGGAAGCGACAGCCUUGCUGUUCAGCUAGCAGAUGAAAAACACUGGGAUGAACUUGUUAUUAUCAUUGCUGUGGUAAGUUCGCGGCAAAAGGAAACAAGUAGCACCUCAGGAAUGCGUGAAAGUGUUGAAACAAGUUUGCUUUUGCAACAUAGAGCGAAGGAGGUGGUGCCCAAGCGGAUUCUAAAGAUGGAAGAAGCCAUUCAGAAUCGCGACUUUGCAUCUUUUGCAGCACUAGCCUGUGCUGACAGUAAUCAGUUCCAUGCAGUGUGCCUCGAUACAUCUCCUCCAAUUUUCUACAUGAAUGACACAUCCCACAGGAUAAUUAACUGUGUUGAGAAAUGGAAUCGCUCAGAAGAAGCGCCUCAGGUUGCAUACACUUUUGAUGCGGGGCCAAAUGCAGUUCUUAUCGCACGCAAUAGAAAGGCAGCUUCACUGUUGAUUCAGCGACUGCUAUACUACUUCCCUCCCAACCCAGAAACCGACAUGAACAGUUAUGUUCUUGGUGACAAGUCAAUCCUGAAAGAUGCUGGAAUCCAAGGGAUAGAUGAUGUAGAAGCUUUGCCACCACCUCCGGAGAUCAAGGAUAAGAUUCCCGCCCAGAAGAACAGAGGUGAAGUUAGUUACUUCAUCUGCACAAGACCUGGGAGGGGUCCGGUUGUGCUCUCAGAUGAGAGUCAGGCUCUUAUUGACCCUAAAACGGGGUUGCCCAAAUAAACGGUUUCAGCUUCAUGUCUAUUUCAUCUGUAAACUUCAAAGUACCUUUUCUUUUGGCAUAAAGGAAGGCCCUCAAAUUAAUUGAGAAGCCACUCUCUCCGUUUCUUUUUGAAUUUGUGUUCUUUUAGUGUGGACUUGCUAUCACAAGCUCAUCUGUUUUGUAGCCUUAUCUUCAACGAGGCAAAUAGUCAAGUUACAUCAUCAAUGAAAUACCACUGCUGAAUUCUCAAA